AUGCAAAUGCAGCUCAGGAAAAGGAAAAGGGUCGAUUAUACGGGCAAAAAUUCAGCGUCCGAUCCGUCCGUUACUACAAUCAUACCCACUAUAGUCGUCCCUAAGAAACGCAAAUUGAAUAAGCCGGGGAUGAUUGCGCCAGUCAUUCAAAGCACCACCGCGACACUGAGCAGCUCGAAUAUCAUAAUACCGAGACCUUUGCAGCGCCCCAGCUUCCGCAAUAGCGCCGAAUCACCCACACACGAUGAUGGCCUUGAAGUAAUUCCUGUGUUGGAAAUUCAGAAGAGUCUUUCAAGUUUGAUUAAAAGACAGGAAAGCUUGUUUUAUAAGGAUUUGAAAAGGCCGACUCUAGUGGGUUUGAAAAAUUUCGAAAUGCUGAGGCUACCUAACGACUUGCAACUUUUACAAAACAUCGUAAACCUGCUGCAGUCGUUCGACCAACUAAAGAGCAGCAACCUGAAGCCAAGGCCGGCUGGCGUUACUGGUUCGAAGGCAUUCUCUCAAGCGCACUCGAAUAACCUGAAAAAAUUAAUCGUCGAGAAAAAACAUCUCUUUAGCCACCCCAAUCGCAGCAGUACCGCCCACCAAAAUGACGUUCUCAUUCACGAAAUAGCGAACCUGCAUUCCAUAAACCUCAUAGACCUGCUGAACCUGGAAAUGUACAACAGCACCAGCCACGCGAAUAACACCGGAUCGCAAACUACAGCGAAUUCCAUGACGGUUAACAGUAUUGUGAAAAAACUCGACAAGCCAAUCUUGAAGGAGAGAAACAACGGUUUGAUGUGGCCUCACAAAAGUAGAUUCAAAGCGAAAAAAAACCAAUCUUCGCAAAACGACUCAUCAUUGAUCAAUAAUACUAACAUCACUUUAUACAACGAUAUAUAG
Molecule: messenger RNA, 885 nt
Organism: Saccharomyces eubayanus
Lineage: Eukaryota; Fungi; Ascomycota; Saccharomycetes; Saccharomycetales; Saccharomycetaceae
Exons: 1
Coding region: 1-885 (294 amino acids)
Source: RefSeq, a predicted model, not a curated record